UCCACAACUACUUCUGCAGUCCCCACCACUUCCACGACUACUUCCCCCGUUCUGAUCAUCUCGACAACUACUUCUGCAGUUCCUACAACUUCCACGGCUACGUCUGCUGUUCCCACCACCUCCACGACUAUUGCUCCAGUUACCAUCAUCUCAACGACUACUUCUGCAGUCCCUAGCACUUCCAAGACUACUUCUCCAAUUCCCAUCAUCUCCACAACUACGUCUGCUGUCCCCACCACUUCCACGACUACUUCUCCAGUUCCCAUCAUCUCCACAACUACGUCUACUGUCCCCACCACAUCGACAACUACGUCUGCGGUCCCCAACACUUCCACGAGUACAUCUACAGAACCCACCACUUCCACAACUACUUCAACAGUCCCCACCAGUUUCACAACUACGUCUGCUGUCCCCACCACUUCCACGACUAAAUCUGCAGUCCCUACCACUUCCACGACUACGUCUGCUGUUCCCACCACUUCCACGACUACUUCUCCAGUUCCCAUCAUCUCAGCGACUACUUCUGCAGUCCCCACCACUUCCACGACUACUUCUGCAGUUCCCAUCAUCUCUACGACUCCUUCUGAAGUCCCGUCCACUUCCACAACUACUUCUGCAGUCCCUACCACUUCAGCGACUACGUCUGCUGUUCCCACCACUUCCACAACUACUUCUGCAGUCCCCACCACUUCCACGAGUACAUCGACAGAACCCACCACUUCCACAACUACUUCAACAGUCCCCACCACUUUCACAACUACGUCUGCUGUCCCCACCACUUCCACGACUAAAUCUGCAGUCCCUACCACUUCCACGACUAUGUCUGCUGUUCCCACCACUUCCACGAGUACUGCUCCAGUUCCCAUCAUCUCAACAACUACUUCUGCAGUCCCCAGCACUUCCACGACUACUUCUCCAGUUUCCAUCAUCUCCACAACUACGUCUGCAGUUACUUCUCCAGUUCCCAUCAUCUCCACGAGUACAUCUACAGUCCCCACCACUUGCACAACUACCUCUACAGUCCCCACCACUUCCACAACUACGUCUGCAGUCCCCACCACUUCCUUGACUACUUCCCCCGUUUCGACCAUCUCGACAACUACUUCUGCAGUCCCUACCUCUUCCACGACUACGUCAGCUGUUUCCACCACUUCCACGACUACUUCUCCAGUUCCCAUCAUCUCAAUGAGUACAUCUACAGUCCCCACCACUUCCACAACUACGUCUGCUGUCUCCACCACCUCGACGACUAAAUCUGCAGUCCCCAACACUUCAAUGACUACUUCUCCAAUUCCCAUCAUCUCCACAACUACGUCUGCUGUCCCCACCAUUUCCACAACUACUUCUCCGGUUCCCAUCAUCUCCAUGAGUACAUCUACAGUCCCCACCACUUCCACAACUACGUCUGCUGUCUCCAUCACCUCGACGACUAAAUCUGCAGUCCCCAACACUUCAAUGACUACUUCUCCAAUUCCCAUCAUCUCCACAACUACGUCUGCGGUCCCCAACACUUCCACGACUACUUCCCCCAUUCUGAUCAUCUCGACAACUACUUCUGCAGUCCCUACAACUUCCACGACUACGUCUGCUGUUCCCACCACCUCCACGACUAUUGCUCCAGUUACCAUCAUCUCAACGACUACUUCUGCAGUCCCUAGCACUUCCAAGACUACUUCUCCAAUUCCCAUCAUCUCCACAACUACGUCUGCUGUCCCCACCACUUCCCCGACUACUUCUCCAGUUCCCAUCAUCUCCACAACUACGUCUGCUGUCCCCACCACAUCGACAACUACGUCUGCGGUCCCCAACACUUCCACGAGUACAUCUACAGAACCCACCACUUCCACAACUACUUCAACAGUCCCCACCACUUUCACAACUACGUCUGCUGUUCCCACCACUUCCACGACUAAAUCUGCAGUCCCUACCACUUCCACGACUACGUCUGCUGUUCCCACCACUUCCACGACUACUUCUCCAGUUCCCAUCAUCUCAGCGACUACUUCUGCAGUCCCCACCACUUCCACGACUACUCCUGCAGUUCCCAUCAUCUCUACGACUCCUUCUGAAGUCCCGUCCACUUCCACAACUACUUCUGCAGUCCCUACCACUUCAGCGACUACGUCUGCUGUUCCCACC
Molecule: messenger RNA, 2139 nt
Organism: Eublepharis macularius
Lineage: Eukaryota; Metazoa; Chordata; Lepidosauria; Squamata; Eublepharidae
Product: mucin-2-like
Exons: 2
Source: RefSeq, a predicted model, not a curated record